AUGCUCUCGCCCGAGCGGCGAGAUCAGCCCCGCUCGCCCCUCGCCGCCGCCGCCGCGCCGCACCCGCCGACGGUCGCCGACAUGGCUCUCUACUGCGGCGACAACUUCGGCGUGUACUCGCAGCCCGGCCUGUCCCCGGGCGCCGCCGCCCCGGGCGCCCCCCCGGCUGCCCGGGCGCCCUACGGUCUGGCCGACUAUGCCGCGCCGCCGGCCGCAGCCGCCAACCCCUACCUGUGGCUCAACGGGCCGGCCGUGGGCGGUCCCCCUGCCGCCGCCGCGUACCUGGGCGCCCCGCCGCCGCCGCCGCCGCCGCCGCCGCCGCCCCCCGGGGGCGCGCCCGGGCCCUUCCUGCAGCCGCCGACCGCCGCCGGCACCUUCGCCUGCGCGCAGCGGCCCUUCGCGCAGCCCGCGGCCGCAGCGCCCGCCUCGCCCGCCGGGCCCGCGGCGCCCGGGGAGCUGAGCUGGCUGUCCAUGGCCAACCGCGAGGACCUGAUGAAGAUGGUGCGGCCGCCCUACUCGUACUCGGCGCUCAUCGCCAUGGCCAUCCAGAGCGCGCCCGAGCGCAAGCUCACGCUCAGCCAUAUCUACCAGUUCGUGGCCGACAGCUUCCCCUUCUACCAGCGCAGCAAGGCCGGCUGGCAGAACUCCAUCCGCCACAACCUGUCGCUCAACGACUGCUUCAAGAAGGUACCACGCGACGAGGACGACCCAGGGAAAGGUAAUUACUGGACCCUGGAUCCGAACUGUGAGAAAAUGUUUGACAACGGGAACUUCCGUCGGAAGCGAAAGCGCCGCUCGGAAGCCAGCAGCACCCCUACGGUGGCCGUGGGGACCUCGAAAACAGAAGAAGGGCUCUCCCCGGGACUGGGGUCUGGAGUGGGUGGGAAGCCGGAAGGAGACAGCUCCCCGGCGUUGCUGAGGCCCUCUCAGUCCCCAGAGCCUCCCGAGGGCACCAAGAGUACCGCCUCCUCCCCAGGAGGGUCCGUGCUCUCCUCCACCCCUUGUCUGAACAGCUUCUUCAGCAGCCUCGGCACGCUAAGUGUUAACAGCAGUGGGAGCACCCAGCGAGUGCUCCCCGGCGGCCGCCCCCUAGGGAUCCAGGGGACCCAGGUGCCCUCAGGCGGCACGUUCCCCCCCAGCUCCGUCCCGGAGGCCUCGCCAGACACCUUGCAGCUGAGUCACAGCACCAGCAAUGGCAGCAGCCAGAGGUCUUCCUACUACAGCCCCUUCCCUGCCAGCACCAGCGGGGGACCAAGCAGCCCCUUCAGCACCCCUUUCUACAACUUCAGCAUGGUCAACAGCCUCAUCUACCCCCGGGAGGGCUCCGAGGUAUAG
Lagenorhynchus albirostris (white-beaked dolphin) is the source of this 1335-nucleotide messenger RNA. RefSeq names its product forkhead box I3 (gene FOXI3). The record is from RefSeq and is a predicted model, not a curated record. Gene Ontology annotation, biological process: regulation of transcription by RNA polymerase II; cell differentiation; anatomical structure morphogenesis. Gene Ontology annotation, molecular function: RNA polymerase II cis-regulatory region sequence-specific DNA binding; DNA-binding transcription factor activity, RNA polymerase II-specific. Lineage: Eukaryota; Metazoa; Chordata; Mammalia; Artiodactyla; Delphinidae. The transcript is spliced from 2 exons. Bases 1 to 1335 code for a protein of 444 amino acids.